AUGGGUCUCUUUGGUCGUAAGAAGGAGACUGAGUCUCCUUCGGAUAUCGUCUCGCCCACCGCCGAUGUCACCUCAACGGAGAAGAAUGCUCCUCUCUCCCAAAACACUCCUCCGCCUCCCACGUAUGAGUCCAACAACAUCUUUGGCGAAAAGUCGCCUGGUGUUGCGAGAAUCGAGGCCCUGUCUGCCGCCAUCACCACUACCGACCGGUACUUCAUCUUCUUCGGCGUCUUCCUAGUCGCCUACGCCUACGGUCUCGAUGGAACCCUUCGCUACGCUUACCAACCCACCGCCACGAGCAGCUACGCCACGCACUCUCUUCUGGCCACCGUUAACGUCCUCCGCUCUGUCAUCGCCGCGGCUGCCCAACCCACAUCCGCCAAGAUUGCUGAUGUCUUUGGUCGUGUCGAGCUCAUCUGCGUCUCCGUUGUCUUCUACGUCGUUGGUACCAUCGUCGAGGCAUGCGCCACCGAGGUUAAGGCCUUCGCCGCUGGUGCCGUUGUCUACCAGGUUGGCUACACCAUGAUCAUGCUGCUUGUCGAGGUCAUCAUCGCCGAUAUUACCUCGACCCGCGCCCGUCUGUUGUUCAGUUACAUUCCUGCGCUUCCUUUCAUCAUCAACACCUGGGUCAGCGGUAACAUCUCCGCCCUGGUUCUCGGCGAAAGCACCUGGCAGUGGGGCAUCGGCAUGUGGUGUAUCAUCUACCCUGUCUGUGCCCUCCCCCUUAUCAUCAGCCUGUCUAUUGUCGGCCGCCGCGCUAGGAAGCAGGGACUGCUCGACUCUUACUCGUCUCCUUUCCGCAUGCUCGGCCCCAAGAAGUUCCUCAUUGAGCUGUUCUGGCAGCUCGAUGUCAUCGGUAUCAUCCUGGUUAUCGCCAUCUUCGCCCUGAUUUUGGUUCCUCUUACCAUUGCCGGUGGCUUCUCAACAACGUGGCGCGAGGCUCACGUCAUCGCCCCCCUCGUUAUCGGUAUCCUUUGCAUCCCAGUCUUUGCUGUGUGGGAGAUGAAGGCCAAGCACCCUCUCGUUCCCUUCAUGUUGAUGCGCGACCGUGGCAUCCUGGCCCCUCUUGGCAUUGCCUUGGGUCUCAACUGGGCUUGGUACAUGCAGGGAGACUACCUCUACACUGUCUGUAUUGUUGCUUUCGACUUCAGCAUUGCGUCCGCUACCCGGAUCACGUCGCUGUAUUCCUUCUGCAGUGUCAUCACCGGCUUCAUCCUGGGCUUCAUCGUCUUCAAGGUCCGCCGCCUCAAAUACUUCAUCAUCGCUGGCACCAUGCUCUUCAUGGUCGCUUUCGGUCUGUUGAUCCAUUACCGUGGUUCCCCUACCUCCGCCGGACAAAGCGGUGUCAUCGGUGCCCAGGUCCUUCUCGGUAUCGCAGGUGGCAUGUUCCCCUAUCCUGCGCAAGCCUCGCUCCAGACUACUCUGAAGCACGAGCACCUUGCAAUCAUGACCGGUCUUUACCUCGCCACUUAUAACAUUGGAUCUGCCUUCGGUAACACAGUAUCUGGCGCUAUUUGGACUCAGGUUCUGCCCUCCGUCCUUCAAGAGAACCUUGCACCCUUUGGCAAUGACUCUCUGGCUACCGUAACCUACGCGCAGCCUUUUGUUGCCAUCGCCGAGUACCCCGUUGGAACUCCCGAGCGCGCGGCCAUCAUCGACUCGUACCAGCACGUCCAGCGUCUUCUUACCAUUACCGGUAUCUGCUUGACGGUACCUCUUAUCGCGUUCGCCUUCCUCCUGAGGAACCCCAAGUUGAACGACCAGCAGACGCUUGCCGUUGACGACGUCCAGAUCCGUCCUGUGGAGGACAAUGACAACCUGCAGAACAAGAUCUAA
This is a messenger RNA of Colletotrichum fioriniae, 1836 nucleotides long. RefSeq names its product ferrioxamine B transporter. Gene Ontology annotation, biological process: transmembrane transport; intracellular iron ion homeostasis. The record is from RefSeq and is a predicted model, not a curated record. NCBI's taxonomy places the organism in Eukaryota, Fungi, Ascomycota, Sordariomycetes, Glomerellales, Glomerellaceae. Gene Ontology annotation, molecular function: siderophore-iron transmembrane transporter activity. Gene Ontology annotation, cellular component: plasma membrane; endosome; vacuolar membrane.